AUGGAACCACCUUCAUAUGAGGAGGCCAGACGCCACCCUUCCACUCUGUCCACAGCGGGAUUUAACAGCUCUACCCCCGGAAACCUUGCCUCAUCCCCCUCAACACCUCCUCCCACCUACAGAGAAGCAGUCAACCGAGAUGCUUUUCCUGUCCUGAGUCCACCCAUUGUGCCAGCUGCUGUGGUCCCACCAUCACAACACCCUGAAGUCACAGUUCAUCCACUUACACAAAUUGGUGGAAGAGAAACUGCCAGCAGCAGACGAACUCAGUCAGUAGCCGUUGUGUCCCAACCUCAACCCGUCCCCAUCGUGCUGACAAGUCUGAUAGACGCCCCUGGUUUGGUCCGCUGUCCACACUGCCAGCACCUCGUCACCACCAAAGUCACAUACGUGCCUGGUUGUGCUGCUUGGUGCACGUGUACCAUGCUUGCAUUAAUGGGGUUAAUCUGUGGUUUCUGUCUGAUACCUUUAAUGAUGGAUCGUCUGCAAGACGCACAUCACUACUGCCCAGACUGUGGAAAGAAAGUCUUCAUUUAUAAACGAUGA
This is a messenger RNA of Nematolebias whitei (Rio pearlfish), 546 nucleotides long. Its product is annotated as lipopolysaccharide-induced tumor necrosis factor-alpha factor homolog. NCBI's taxonomy places the organism in Eukaryota, Metazoa, Chordata, Actinopteri, Cyprinodontiformes, Rivulidae. The record is from RefSeq and is a predicted model, not a curated record. Bases 1 to 546 code for a protein of 181 amino acids. Gene Ontology annotation, molecular function: zinc ion binding. The transcript has 4 exons.